Messenger RNA from Nanorana parkeri, 1596 nucleotides. RefSeq names its product essential meiotic structure-specific endonuclease subunit 2 (gene EME2). The record is from RefSeq and is a predicted model, not a curated record. Gene Ontology annotation, biological process: double-strand break repair; mitotic intra-S DNA damage checkpoint signaling; replication fork processing. NCBI's taxonomy places the organism in Eukaryota, Metazoa, Chordata, Amphibia, Anura, Dicroglossidae. Gene Ontology annotation, cellular component: Holliday junction resolvase complex; nucleus. The coding region runs from base 1 to 1587 and encodes 528 amino acids. The transcript has 8 exons. Gene Ontology annotation, molecular function: DNA binding; nuclease activity.
AUGGAGCGGGUGCCGGUGAAAGUCACGGUCACCAGUUCCCCUAGGAAAAGGGCCAAGACGUGGGAGAUAUCCGAUUCAGAAGACGAAGAGCCAGAUUGUACUCUUAAAGGCGGGAUCAAGGGAGCCGAAGCAGAAAUAAAAUGUAAGCAAGUAUUAGAUGAUGCAGAUGGCGGUGCGUUUAUACAGGCAGGACCUGAGGAGCUUUUGAGAGAUCAACAUGGAGGGCUUGAUGUAGAUUCUAGAGAACAUGGCUGGACUGGUCCUGGUGUAAAAGCUGGAUCUGUAGAACCUUCUGGGCUUCAGAAGGAGCAGGGGGAUGUUCAUCAUCCUCCAACUUCAUCAAGUUUAGUACUGUCUCUACCUAAAUCCACCACCCCUAGCCCAGUGAAGAGGUCAAGGAAGAAGAAGAGUCCCGAGGAGCUAGAAGCUGACAGAGCACAGGCUGAGGAGAAGAAAAGGGAGAAAGAACUAAUGCGUCAGGAGAAAGAGAAGAUCAAGGAUCUGGAAAAGGAGGAACGGGAGAAGAGGAAAGAAUCUGCACAGGCCCUGAAGCUCCUGAGACCAGAUCAGUGUGGAAAAUAUAUGGUUGUCCAGGUGGAUGCAGGUCUUCUCCAAGAUGCAGGGUCAGAAGAUGUGCUGGAAGCCUUGAGAUCAGCUGGGUAUAAUUACUCUAUAGAGCCGCACUCUAUACCGUGCAGUAUUACCUGGAAAAGGGAGAUGCCCGCUGACUGGACGUGUGUGGAAGGGCUGGAACUGUGUAAAGGGGAAGAAGAGGAAAUGCUGAUACUGGUGGAGCCCGGAGAUUUCCUUAAAAGUGUUUCCUGUUACGUUCAGGUUAGAGAAAACUCCAGGACUUGUGAGACUGCAUCCUCUGUGUUUGGAAUGGACAGAAAAUGCCCUGGAAAGAAGAUCACCUUGGCUGUUUUGGGGCUACAUGAUUAUAGAAGAUAUCAAAGACUGUCACAUAAGAUGGAGAGACACUCACUGGAGCCGAGACAUUACUAUGAUGAACAGCCAGAAAGUCAUGUGACCAAGCACCAUAUAGACGAGGCCCUCGUCUUUCUACAGCUGUACCAUGAGACAGAAGUGUUAUUCUGGGAUACGUGGAGAGAACUGGGGCAAUAUGUAUGUGCUGUGACCAAGAGUAUAGCCCAGCGCCCGUUCCGGUUGCACUGGGAGGCUCAAAGCUACUCAUUCUGCACCUCAGCAGGCACCUGGCGAGGGUGGGGACCCAAAGGAUCACUCGCAGGUUUACCAUUGGCCUGGAAGAGACAAAUUCAACAGCUCAACAGAGUCAGUCCAGCAAUGGCUGCAGCUAUAACAGAGGCCUACCCUUCCCCACAACUCCUCAUGCAGGCAUAUGUAGCUUGUAAUACUGAUAAAGAGAGACUGUCUCUCCUUAGUAACCUGAGGAUACCACGUGCUGCAGGUACCACAGACGAUAUGAAUGACCCAGAUGAGGAUAUCACACGGCCUGAUGACCAAGACCAGGCAAGAGAGAGGCGCAUCGGCCCUGAUUUAUCAAGACGCAUCUGGCUGUUCAUGACAUCAGCCAAUCCAGAGCUAGUGUUGGACUUGAACUCCUAGUAAAUAAUC